Messenger RNA from Emericellopsis cladophorae, 1050 nucleotides. RefSeq names its product FAM86A. The transcript is spliced from 2 exons. The record is from RefSeq and is a predicted model, not a curated record. Bases 1 to 1050 code for a protein of 349 amino acids. NCBI's taxonomy places the organism in Eukaryota, Fungi, Ascomycota, Sordariomycetes, Hypocreales, Bionectriaceae.
AUGAUGCACCGUGAAGCAAUCACCAGCGUCAACUCAUGCAUCAUGGAUAACGACGCGUCUGAUCAAGUUGAUCGAUUCUGCCGUCAAUAUCUGCAGUUGGAGAAAACCCUUGACUUUCCGGAACGGAUUCAUCUGCGACAAUCUACAGUCCAGGAGGCCAUCUAUGACAACCUCUUUGCAGAUGAGGCCCUGCGUUGUGGACCUCCGAUCAGGUACCAGGUCAAGACACUCAAGUCAAUUGUAUCCAAGAUUGAGGACAGCAUUGAGGACUGGGACCAACAUGAAGUAUCUGAGAAUCUCAUGAGUGCCUUGUCCGUGCUCCUAGCAUCCCCCCUUCCAGCAGAAGCAGAAGCUGUGCAGCAGAAGUGCUAUGUCACGUAUCAUUUGUCGGCACUGGCGAGGCAGCCUUGCCCUCGUGUCACACUGCUAGAAAACCGGUCUCUCAUCUCGGCAGCGGGAACAACAGGUCUGCGGACAUGGGAGGCGGCCCUACACAUGAGUCACUUCCUCUCCCAGCGCCCUGAGAUCGUCAUGGGAAAGCGUGUACUGGAACUCGGUGCCGGCACAGGCUAUCUGUCGAUUGUCUGCGCAAGUUUUCUUCAGGCCACGCAUGUAGUCGCGUCGGAUGGCUCAGACGAUGUCAUCAACAAUCUUCCGGAGAAUCUCUUCCUGAACGGCCUGGAAGGUGCCGAUGCUGUCACAGCGAUGGAUCUCAAAUGGGGCCACGCACUCUUGGGCACGGAGGAGGCGGCUUGGAAUGGUGGUCGGUCUGUCGACGUCGUGCUCGGUGCUGACGUGACCUAUGACCGGAGUGUCAUUCCAGCUCUGGUGGGGACCGUGGACGAUCUGUUGCAAAUGCAUCCCCACGCUGAAGUGUAUGUUGCAGCGACUGAACGCAAUGCCGAUACAUUCGGCGCCUUCCUUUCGGUCUGCCAGAGUAAUGGUCUGGCGGUGGACGAUCUGGAAGUUGAAGUACCCGCUCGCGGUCAGCAGAAGGGGCCGUUCUACAAUGACCAGGUGGCCAUUAGAAUAUGCAAGAUAUCAAAAUAG